AUGUCAUCACCACUUGUGUUAUUAAAGAAAGAACUUUUAGCGACAGUAGACAAAUACGUCACAUCUGUUAACGAAGAAAAAAUAGCAACGAUUGCAGCGCCCGUUGUGGGACUGUUAAAUGGGAUGGCAAACGAAGUCUUUGGUGACCCCGAGUCUUUUAAACAAACUCUAUUUUCUAAAGUAGCUGGCAUUCAUGUUAAAAACGCCACAAACACAGCCAAGAAAGGGGAAUUUACACUCAGCUUCCAGUUUUGUAAAUACAUCGCCACACACCAUCUUAUAAUUGAUAACCUUCACUGUUUAAUUGACUUACAAUUUGGAGAGUUGAAGGAGCGCCUUAUAUCUUUAAGUUUGAGUGGGUGUAUUGUGAACUCGUUGAAACAAACAUUGGUAUUAAGUUGUGAACCCAAGUGGAUUCAUCUUAAACGAUUGACACUUAAGAAUUGUGGUAUUACUAAAAUCCCACCAAAUGUAUUUAACCAAACACAUUUUCCUAAACUCGAAGUGUUGGAUAUGAGUAACAAUUUGAUCACUAUUUUGGAGAAUAUAGUGGACAGACCUUUAGAUGAACUGAUCAUCGCAAAUAACAAAAUUAAUAAAAUCCGCUCGAGAAAUGGCGGAAACAUUUCGUCUCUUGUGUUGGAGAACAAUUUGGUGCAAAACAUCGGCAACUUGAAGUCGUUCUUUAACUUAAAAACACUCGACGUGCAAAACAACAAAAUAUCGGACUAUACACACCUCAAACCAACCUUCUCGAAAAUGUUCUCAUUGUCAGAAGUCACGUUUAAAGGAAACCCUAUUGUGACUCAUCCGGACUAUAGACUUCGUGUGACCGUCUCAUUACCCGCGUUCGACUUUGGGCUGUCGAUCCGGAUAGAUGGGAUGUCACUCACAAACGACGAAAAAACGGGCGCUAUAGUCGCGUUACAACAAAAUUCGACGAUCUAUCAAACGACUGAUAAAAGUGAUAGCGACGACGAUGAAAGUGAGGAAGGCGCGAUCUUUGGCAAGUUGGAAGCUCACGAAGAAGACAAAGAUGAGAGUCAGAAAGAGUCUCAAAAGGUCCAACAAGUGAAAGCUGAUGAACAAGACGAUGAACUGAACGAAGCGGAAGUUUUAGAAUUUUUGAGGAAAAAAGUCGACAAAGGUGAUGAGAAAUUUAUUGAGACGGUGAAUCGAGUGUUGGGCGUGGAUGUUUAUGAGAAGGCUGGGCCAUUAGAUGAUUCUCUUAAUUCGAAAAUACGAAGUGGGAAAUGCUUUGAGAUUGAUCGAACGAAGAGUAAGAUUAAAGGAAAGCUUCGGGUACUUGUGAAUACAGAGAAUGAUGUUAAAACCCUGUUAUCUGCACUUAAUGAAGGGGAUUUAGUACUUAAAACGCCUAAGAUCGAACCGACAGUACCGAAUGAUGAUGAAGUCGCAACAACAGACGACUUGACAGACAUUCUAAAGAAUUACAAACUCUCUAUAUGA
Entamoeba invadens IP1 is the source of this 1470-nucleotide messenger RNA. RefSeq lists its product as hypothetical. Gene Ontology annotation, cellular component: cytoplasm. The coding region runs from base 1 to 1470 and encodes 489 amino acids. The record is from RefSeq and is a predicted model, not a curated record. Gene Ontology annotation, molecular function: protein binding. The transcript is spliced from 5 exons. Lineage: Eukaryota; Evosea; Mastigamoebida; Endamoebidae.